CGGCGUAUGCUGUCAGUGGCCCUGAAACCCAACAGCAGAAGAAGAAGAAGAAGACUACCACGUUUGUCCUCAGCGUGAAGAAGAAAUUAGUGUAUCAAGAUGAAUAGUGAAGAAGAAAGCAUGAGUGAGGAGAGUGGAGAUGAUGACAACUCUUCAGAGAACGGCACUGCUGGACUAGAGUGUGAUUUCUCGGCUUAUGUUCUCUUUCAUGAGGGCAAUGCAGGUGCGCCCUGCUUGAGCUUUGACAUUUUGCCGGAUGAUCUGGGGGACAAUCGUACUUGCAACACUCCUGUUACUUGCUACUUUGUGGCUGGAACACAGGCAGCACGCACUCACGUAAACAAUGUUAUUCUAAUGAAGAUGAGUAAUUUGGCCAAGGUCAGCCAGAGCAACAAUGAUGACAGUGAUUCUGAUGAAGAUGAUGAUAAACCAGUUGUUUCUUCAGUAACACUCAGACAUAAUGGUUGUGUCAACAGGAUAAGGGCCACAUGCGUUAACAACAUUCAUCUUGCUGCGACUUGGUCUGAGCUGGGUCAGGUCAACAUCUUUGAUGUGAGUCACAUGCUGAAUGUUGUCAACAACAAAAGUAGCCAAGAGACCUUCCAAGAGGACAUUGCAGGUGACCCAUUGUUUACUUUUAACGGACAUCGCAUGGAAGGCUUCGCUCUGGACUGGUGUCCAACUAUGCCUGGGACAUUUGCCACCGGGGACUGUGAGAAGUAUAUUCAUGUAUGGAAGCCGAAUGAUGGAGGUUCAUGGGAAAUUGGCAACAGACCAUACACAGCUCACACUGCUUCUGUCGAGGACAUACAGUGGUCACCAAAUGAGGCAUAUGUCUUUGCCUCUUGUUCUGUUGAUAAGAGUAUAAGAGUGUGGGAUGCUCGAACCAGUCCCAACAAGGCAUGUAUGUUGACAGUACCCAACGCACAUGACUCAGAUGUUAAUGUCAUCCACUGGAACCGCAACGAUCCUUUCAUAGUGUCUGGUGGUGAUGAUACCAUGGUUAAGGUCUGGGAUCUGCGACAGUUUGAGAAUGGGAGUGCAGUGGCAGUGUUGAAGUAUCAUGAUGCACCAGUCAACACAGUAGAGUGGCAUCCAAGUGAUUCUUCUGUACUGGCUACUGGUUGUGAAGGUAGUCAGAUCCUUCAAUGGGAUUUGGGUGUAGAGCGAGAUCCAGUUGCUAGUGCUGAUGAUAACAUGGAUGUGCCACAGGAGCUGUUGUUUGUACACAAAGGUCAGCAGGAGAUGAAGGAGCUACACUGGCAUCCACAGGUUCCAGGCCUCAUCAUUUCUACAGCAAAUUCUGGGUUCAACAUAUUUAAGACAGUUAGUUGUUAACUGGUGGGUACUUGUAGUAAAUCUUGCAACAGAUGUGGGUUAUACUAAUGGUUUUACCAAUUAAAAAGAAAAAAAUAAUGUGUAAUUAUCAAAUUUGAUUGGAUAGUCAUUUGCUAUUAUCCUAAAUUACACACUGAUCAACAAUUUUUGAAAAGUUGUAUGCUUCUUAAAUGAGAUUAGUUAAU
This is a messenger RNA of Cherax quadricarinatus, 1523 nucleotides long. RefSeq names its product WD repeat-containing protein 1 l(2)09851. Gene Ontology annotation, molecular function: protein binding. Gene Ontology annotation, biological process: ribosome biogenesis. NCBI's taxonomy places the organism in Eukaryota, Metazoa, Arthropoda, Malacostraca, Decapoda, Parastacidae. Gene Ontology annotation, cellular component: nucleolus. The record is from RefSeq and is a predicted model, not a curated record.